AAAACAGCGUCUACUUGGUAUUAAUAUUAGAUUUUCAAGUUUAUAGUAUCAAGAUUGUAUCGAGAAUUUAAGAGCGCAGAGGAGGAAGUUACGGAGGUUAAUAUCAAAAAUGUCAAACUUUAUUGAUUUUGAUGUCUUUCAUCCAUUGAUUGACAUAUGAAUUGACACUAACACAGUCAUUAUUUGCCAUUAGCGGUAUACAUUAAUUUUGCCGACAAUAUUUAGUUCUAAACCAAAGAAACAAUAGUAUCAACGCGCACGAUGUCGCGGCGUAGUAAUUGGAAUAGAGCAUCAUAUAAAAAUCAAAAUCGUGGGGGCAGACCUCAUGGUUUGCGCGGCAAAGACAUCGGCCUUUAUUAUAGAGAUCUGCAGAGAAAUAAAAAUAAAAAUAUGGAUCUAGAUUAUAUGAUUAAUCUAUCAGUACCACCCGCAGUACUGACAAGCUUGCAGAAAAACAUACAAUCUAUUAAAAAGAUUGCCAAUGAACAUAAUAUACAUGUACCACCACCUAAACGUUUAAAUUUUGUUACAAUAAAGAAAGAUGAUAAAUAUGAACACCGUUAUGAUAGAACAAGUAGUUAUCCUGCGCACAAAAAUAAAUAUUCUGAUCAGUCCACACCAUUGGAAGCUCCAAGUACUUCUUGGGACUAUAAUAUGCAGGUAGAUGAUGUAAAAGAAUCAAAAGCAAAAGAAGCGAAAGUGGGAUCAUCAUGUGAAGAAGAUUUAAAUACAGAUCCUCAAAAAGCAAAGUCCAGUCUUUCAUCAGAUGAAAGACAGCCAGGUCCUCUAAGAGGCGCUGGUGAUUAUAAAUAUGGCUAUGAAGACAUAAUUACAGGUACUUUUGAAGAAAAACUUGAAAAAUGUUUAAAAGAUGGAGUCAUUAUUGCCAUGAAUAACCCUACAAUUCAAGCCUUAAAUGAAUCAUACUAUGAAAACUAUAAGACAAUGAUACAAUCAGAUAAUUAUAUCAAAAUGAAAACAUUCCGAGAGAGGUUACCAACAUAUAAGAAAACAAAGGAACUGCUAGAAAUAUUUCAUAAUAAUCAAGUGGUUGUUAUUAGUGGUGAGACUGGCUGUGGAAAAUCUACUCAGAUUCCACAGAUAAUUUUAGAUAACGCGAUUGUCAAUAAAAAAGGUGCUAAUGUUCAUAUUUUAGUCACUCAACCGCGGCGUAUAGCCGCUUCAUCCUUGGCAAUGAGAGUUGCUGAGGAGAGGUCUGAAAAAGUGGGCACAUCUAUAGGAUAUGCUGUCAGAUUAGAAGUUGUGGAUCAACGACCACGCGGUAGUAUAAAAUUUUGUACCACGGGAGUUUUACUCGCGGAACUGGAAAUUAACCAGGGUUUGACUAACUAUAGUCAUGUGAUACUAGAUGAGGUACACGAGAGAGACUGCGAUAUUGACAUAUCCAUGUUAAUGUUGAAACAGGUGCUCAAACAGCGCAAAGAUCUCAAACUAAUUUUAAUGAGUGCAACAAUAGAUGCUGAUAGACUGAGGUCUUAUUUUGAUGACUGUCCAAUGAUGCAUAUUGAAGGCCUAGCCUACCCUGUAAAGGAUAUUUAUUUAGAAGAUAUCCUGCAAAUGACGAGGUACAUUCCAUCGUUUGACCAAGACACACGAGCGGCCCACAAAGGCCAACGACAGAAAUGGAAGCGAAAAGAACAAGAAAUGGAAAGGGACAUACAAUAUAAAGCCGAAAUUGCUCCAUGGCUUGAGUCUGUCAAAAAACAACUUCCCCGAGAAGUGUCCACUGUGCUCAAAGACGCAAGGAUUGAAGACUUGAACAUAAAUAUAAUUUAUGAACUGCUAUUAUACAUAUGUAAGGGAGAACCUGGCGCGGUACUGAUUUUCCUGCCAGGCAUCGGUGACAUAACGAAUCUUUUGAAGAUGAUUGAAACUAGUAAUAAUUUCCCAAAAUCUCGCUUUGACAUCUAUCCAUUACAUUCAAAAUUGCCAUCUUUGGAACAACACAAGAUAUUCCAGCGACCCCCAGAUUUUGUAAGGAAGAUUAUACUGGCUACAAACAUUGCUGAGACGUCUAUAACUAUUGAUGAUAUUGUAUAUGUUAUUGACUGCGGUAAAAUUAAGUAUAGUGGACUGAAUAUUGAGGAUAAUAUACCCACCUUGCGUACAGAGUGGGUAGCACAAGCUAAUUUAAGGCAGCGACGUGGCCGAGCUGGUCGCUGUCAGCCAGGCAUAUGUUACCAUUUGGUGACGUCAUUCCGAGCCAGUCAACUGGCGGAACGUCUUCUGCCAGAAAUACAACGGAACUCCUUAUUAGAACCCGUUCUAGCUAUAAAGAAGUUGCGUUUAGGUAAAGCAUCUCUUGCUUUGAGCAAGAUGCCGUCUCCUCCCGCUGAAACCACUGUGGAACGAGCUGUCAAACGCUUAUCUCAAAUCGGUGCUCUAGACAACGAUGAAAAGUUAACCCCACUUGGGUGGCACUUAGCUCGUCUACCAGUCCACCCGGCCGCAGGCAAACUGCUGCUAUUAGGCACAUUGUUUGGAUGUCUUAACCGCGCAGCCAGUGUCGCUGCCGUAUGGGGAUUUAAGGACCCCUUCCAACUUGUUAUUGGCAAGGAAAAAGAAGUGGAUGAAGCGAAACGCACUCUAGCUCUAGGCGAGCCGAGUGAUCACGUGGCUAUAUCAGAAGCCGUCAUUCAAUUUGAACAUUGCCGCACUUACCAUGAGAAGCGCAACUUUGCAUACGAGAACUUCUUGUCCCGCCACACUUUAGAACUAUUGUCGGAUAUGAAGCGGCAGUUUGCAGAUAAUUUGAAGCAGAUGGGCUUCCUCCGUAAUGCUGAUAUCAAGUCUCCAUGGGAGAACCGCAACAUGGAUAAUCUGAGCCUCUUUAAAGCUAUAGUGGCGGCCUCUCUGUACCCUAAUAUUGCGACUGUGAAGUGGAAGAAAAUCAAUGCUCGUAAACGUUUCCUAGACCCCCGUCUGAAGGUGAGGACACCAGAAGAUGGCUCAGUGAGUUUGCACCCAAGCAGUGUAAUGGCCUUUAAGAGCUACCCACCAGGACGUGGAUACCCCCUCGCCCCAGUGUGUGACAGCCCUGGAGCCACCUGGCUUGUCUACUGGCUUAAGCAACGAUCAUCAGACCUGUUCCUCUUUGAUGUAACCCUGAUCUAUACUUUGCCUUUCUUGUUCUUUGGAGAAUUGGCGAUAACUGAAGCUCCUGACCCAUCAAAUUACUGCAUUUUGAUAUCCAAUAUUAAAGUAAGCUGCAACAAGACUACUAUGGAUCUUCUGUGGGAACUGCGGUCUUUAUUGGAUCAAGUAUUGGCGGCUAAGAUCAGUAGCUCAAACAUUAAUACAGCUAGUGGAAAUGUCUUCGAAAAUCAAGUAUUGGAUGCUGUCAUGGAGUUAAUCACGGCGGAGGACGAAUGCUUAGAUUUUAUUUCGGAUAAUGAUUCGGAAUCAGACAGGUCCGAAUAUGACUCACGUAGAAACUCGCUGUCUUUGGAAAUGAUGAGUAAUCUUAUUGAAGCUAUUAAUUCGAACAAGGAUGAUAAAUCGUUGAGAGCCAUAGUUUUAAGUGCUAAAGGGAACGUGUUUUCUGCUGGUCAUAAUUUGAAAGAAUUGCAGGCUAACACAGGUGUAGAUCAACACAAACUGAUAUUUAGUAAAGCGAGCGAGUUGAUGAAGUCUAUAAUACAGAGUCCUGUACCAGUUAUUGCUAAGCCGGCCAAUCGCAGCGCCGAACGCGUACUCGUCACGAUUACUUUAUACGAAAAAGAAACUCGUACUAAGGCCUCAGGUUAUUUUCAACCGACUUCAAAAAAAGGAGGAGGUUCUCAAUUCGACCCAGCUAACUUUGGCAUAUUUUGCUCAACACCUGGGAUAGCUGUAGGACGAUGUGUUCCUAAAUCUAGGGCUACAUACAUGCUCUUUACAGGUGAACCCAUAACUGCUCAAGAAGCCUAUGAAAGUGGACUCGUCACGAAAGUAGUUCCAGCAAGCCAAUUAGACGAAGAAGUUAACAAAAUUAUUGAGAAAAUCAAACACAAAAGUCGGAGCGUUAUCGCUCUUGGUAAAGAAUUCUUUUACAAACAAAUUGACUUAAGUCUGAUGGAUGCUUACAAGCUGGGAGAGGAUAUUAUGGUUCAGAAUAUUAACUCUAAUGAUGGGCAAGAAGGUAUCAAGAGUUUUGUUGAAAAAAGAAAAGCAGUUUGGACUCACGAAUAACGGUUAUCGCGAAUGUUCGAGAAUAGUGUUAAUUACUUACACAUUCAUGUGUUUAUCUAUAUAAUGGCACUGAUAAAGACCGUUGUAGGUUUUAUUUUACAAGAAAACAUUUUUAAUUUAGUUUGGAUAGUGGAAAAAGCAAGAUGAUAACGAAGUACUUGAGUACUUUGUAAGUAACUUUUAAAAAUAAUACUGGAAGACAAAAUGUUAACAGAAUGAAAAGACAAUUUUAUUUACACCUAACCUUUAUUUGCCACUAUAGUAAUAUACUUUAACAAAACUUGCAAAGCAUAAAUUAUAAUGUUAAAGCAUACAACAUGACAUGACACAGGACAUUAUAAUAUUUUUGGCCGAUUCAUCUUACAUUAUUUACAUAAUAUGUAUUGUAACAUUUAACUUUAAUAAAUCAAGAUGGAUCACAUUAAAAUGUUAGUAUCUGUUAUAAUAUUCAGUGCACACAUAUUUCACAAAUACAAAACUUGUAUUAAUUAAUAAACUUAUUCACUAAAAGAAUUUUUUUUAAACAUUAAUUAUAAAUACAUCUAAAGUUAAUAUAGAAUAAUAAUUUAUGUUUACAUGCUCUGCAGGAUUCUCCAAAGUAAAUGGUUCAUUAUUGUCAGUGACACUUAGUAGUUGUGCAAGCUAUGUUGAAAUAUUGAAACUCCUUCAGUUUAUUUCACUAGUUAGUUUCUACUUAUAGACAGAACAACUCUUAAAAUUUAGUAUAGACAAGAGUGGGAUUAUUACAAACAUUACGAAUACUACUAUUAUUGCAUCAUUUCAUUACAUUUCAACGUUGUGAGAAUAUAAUCAACAUACUCCCAUUAAUACUUUAAUAUAACAAACAUAAGAUUUAUGUGAAAAUCUACUCUACAGAUAUAAUAGGAAACUGAUGAAACUAUAUUUUGAAUGAUUAUAUGGACCAUUAAAUAACUAUAUGGGGCCAUUUUCACAAUAUCAUUUAUAUAUAUAUCUAGCUAAAUUAUAAAUAAAUAGCUUCGGCAAAACAUUGUGAAAAGAGCCUUCAGCCUAGUAGUAGUAAAAAGACAUUACUUGUAUAAUUACAUAAAAUUUUCAUAGUCUUUUAGGUAUUUGUAGAAUGAACAACGAUCACAUUGUUGAAAGUUGUCAGUCAUUACGGGAAUGUUUGUAGUCUGUUCCCAGUGACCGUUUGCCAAAAUGGUUCUCACUUCUUCGCUAGCUCGUUAGAGAGCCAGUCUAGACCUUCAUACAGCCCCUGUCCUUGUGUUGCACAUGUGGCUUGGAUGUACCAGCGGCGAUUUCUCAAAUUGUUUAGGUUGAGAGCAUUAGUAAGUUCAGCUGCUGUCAUAGCAUUGGGCAUGUCCUGUUUGUUGGCAAACACAAGGAUCACAGCAUCUCUCAAUUCAUCUUCUUUUAGCAUAUUAGCCAGCUCAUUUUCGGCUUCUGCUAUUCUCUUAGUGUCACUUGAAUCCACGACGAAGAUCAGUCCCUGUGUGUUCUGGUAGUAGUGACGCCACAGUGGCCUGAUCUUGUCCUGACCGCCGACGUCCCAUACAGUAAAACUAAUGUUUUUGUAUUCUACUGUUUCCACGUUGAAACCGAUCGUCGGUAUUGUGGUCACAAUCUCUCCCAACUUAAGUUUAUAUAGUAUAGUUGUUUUUCCAGCGGCAUCCAGUCCAACCAUAAGGAUACGCAUUUGUUUUUUGCCGAAAAGCUUAGUAAAAACACUUGAGAUUGUUAAGCCCAUUGUGAAUUUUGGUAUCAGAUGUUAUUAUCAACUAUUUAAAAAACCAAAUUCCUAGAUUUAAAAUGAAAAAACACAAAUUCUAGAGAAAUACUGAGUGAUGACCAUACGCACGUCAACGUUUCCAAUUUUUUUCUUUGCUAAGUAGUGACGUACCGCUUUUUAUUUUUUGCGUUUAGUUUUACUGUAUCGGGGAU
Messenger RNA from Spodoptera littoralis (African cotton leafworm), 6114 nucleotides. The record is from the annotation of a GenBank genome assembly. NCBI's taxonomy places the organism in Eukaryota, Metazoa, Arthropoda, Insecta, Lepidoptera, Noctuidae.